Molecule: messenger RNA, 1017 nt
Organism: Diprion similis
Lineage: Eukaryota; Metazoa; Arthropoda; Insecta; Hymenoptera; Diprionidae
Product: chymotrypsin-like elastase family member 2A
Exons: 1
Coding region: 16-1017 (333 amino acids)
Biological process (GO): proteolysis
Molecular function (GO): serine-type endopeptidase activity
Source: RefSeq, a predicted model, not a curated record
CGUUACAGCGAAUGAAUGAUAAGCGGAUUGCACACGGUAUAUGAAUCAGGAAUUAAGUCCGGAUCAGGACCAGAGUGCUUCGGACCCACGACGAUCAUGAAGCUCAAUACUUUCCCUUUAUCCGCUAUUCUGACGUGUGCCCCGUUACUUCUUGUCCAUGGAAGCUCAUGGUCAACCUUGCUCGCAUCGCCGUAUAAUAACGGCGAUUCUGGCAAGCGCAUCAUAAACGGACAGCAAGCCAAUCCCGCAGAUUUUCCAUUUCUCGUGAGACUCUUGGCGAACGGAUCACGCUGCGGUGGCAACAUAAUAAGCAACCACUGGAUCCUCACUGCCUGUCACUGUGUAUACAGGCAUGAAUGUCAGGCGAUACGAAUAUACCCUUGGAAUUGGCAGCGUGGCCAGCCACCGCCGAUACACACUGCUCAGUGCGCGAUCCACCCCCGGUACGACCCGAAACGGUACGCCUUCGACGUCGCCCUCAUAAGAACUGUGGAAGACGUGGUCAGCGGUGGACUUGGAGCGAUCUCCCUUGCGCCACCAGGUACCCGUUACUCCCCUGGCACGUCGGCCACCAUCGUGGGCUGGGGAAGGAUGGGAUACAACGCAUAUCCCCAAACUCUUCAACGCGGACAGACGGUGCUUGUGCCCUGGGACGUGUGCAAUUCCGAGCACACGGGUGGGUCGAAUCGGUGCGGAGACAACCCGAACUGUAAGAUUGAAACUAUACCGAACAGAAUAUUGUGUGCCCGAGGCGCAGGGUCAGUUCCACAAAGUGUUUGUAGCGGUGAUUCUGGAGGACCUCUUAUUAUUAACGGGGAUCUAGCAGCGAUCAACACUGGUGCAAUAGUCGACAGUUACGACUCGUCGAGGGCAGGAUGUGUACCUGGGAGUUCGACGAUGCACACCAGUAUCGUCGACUAUCUGCCAUGGCUAUUUUCACUUGUUGAGCCUAGCGCGAAUACAGCCGGGUUUCCGGUAGAUCCGGAGUCCAGCGACUCUUUCGUCUGGGACGCUUGA